This is a messenger RNA of Notolabrus celidotus (New Zealand spotty), 5265 nucleotides long. RefSeq names its product G protein-coupled receptor 63 (gene gpr63). Gene Ontology annotation, cellular component: membrane. Gene Ontology annotation, biological process: G protein-coupled receptor signaling pathway. The transcript is spliced from 2 exons. The record is from RefSeq and is a predicted model, not a curated record. The coding region runs from base 682 to 1914 and encodes 410 amino acids. Lineage: Eukaryota; Metazoa; Chordata; Actinopteri; Labriformes; Labridae. Gene Ontology annotation, molecular function: G protein-coupled receptor activity.
ACCUGUGGAGUGCCGCUGUCUUGCCUGUGGAGCUCUCACAGUGAGUGUAGUUUGUAUCAGUGUGGUGAUACUGUGAGAUACUGUAUACAGUACAUAGGCUGAUACACUCGGUGCUGGAAGAUGGGCCGUGGAAAUCUCACAUCUGCGUGAAGGAAGGAAAGCAGGACAGCACGCGCUUUAUAUCCACUUUGACUGUGUGGACGUGGAUUAGAGUCAGUCUGUCUCGUGCUCAUCUGGACCAUGAUCUGGACACAAAGCGACACUAAGCGAAUGCGGAUUUUACUUUCAUCUCCGGCUUCAGAUGUGUGGGUAGAGGCAUCACCGGCUGCCGCACUGUGGGCUUAAAUCCCACUGAUAAAAAGGCCCACGCGUGGAAACCGACUGUCGGUGUCUUUUUUCGGGAGAAGAAGUGUUUUUAUUUUUGGAACUACAGCGAAGAGGAGACAACAUUUUGGGCGGCGAGAUGCACCAUUUGGUCUGAGGAGGUCUGAGGAGGACUGAGGAGGACCGAGCUCCAACAUGGGAGAAUGAAUCAGGGUCUCGCGGCCGUGAUGAUGAUGAUGAUGAUGAUGAUGAUGAUGAUGACAGCGCCUUGUUGUGUUGAGCGGGGAGUCUCUGCAGCCACGAUAUCAUGCUAAGUGUGAGCUCAGUUACAAGCAUGCCUCUCCACCCUGGGGAAGAAUGGUUCUCUCCUCUCCUGCUUCCCUCCCAGAGGCAGGGGACACUAACACCAGUCUCUGCUGCCUCGUUACGAAGCUGCUGAACCUUUCUGAGAGGCUGUCGAUGGAGAACAUCUCCAUGGCGAACGCUUCCCUGGGCUCCCGGUCGCCCCCGGAGCCGGUCACGCCGACAGCAGAGGCCCCGGAGAGCCUGCAGGGCGUCAGCCUACCUCUGCAGGUCUUCUUCUGCUUCAUCAUGGUCGCCAUCCUGCUUCUGGCUCUGCUGGGAAACGUGGUGGUGUGCCUGAUGGUGUACCAGAGGUCUGCCAUGCGCUCGGCCAUCAACAUCCUGUUGGCGAGCUUGGCGUUUGCGGACAUGAUGCUGGCCAUCCUGAACAUGCCUUUCGCUCUGGUGACCGUGGUGACCACUCGGUGGAUUUUCGGAGACGUUUUCUGUCGAGUCUCGGCCAUGCUCUUUUGGUUCUUUGUGAUGGAGGGCGUGGCCAUACUGCUUAUAAUAAGCAUAGACCGUUUUCUUAUCAUUGUCCAGAAACAAGAUAAGUUGAGUCCACAGAGAGCCAAAGUGCUCAUCGUGGUCACGUGGGGACUUUCUUUUGUUUUCUCUUUCCCGCUGGCUGUUGGUUCCCCUCCUCUUCAGACCCCGCCCAGAGCCCCUCAGUGUGUGUUUGGCUACAGCGUCGAGCCCGGUUACCACGCCUACGUAUUGAUACUAAUGCUAGUCUUCUUUUUCAUACCUUUCAUGGUCAUGCUGUACACAUUCAUGGGGAUCCUCAACACCAUCCGCCACAACGCCAUCCGCAUCCACAGCCACCCGGACAGCAUCUGUCUGAGCCAGGCCAGCAAACUGGGCCUGCUGAGUCUGCAGAGGCCCUUCCAAAUGAACAUAGACAUGAGCUUCAAGACGCGUGCCUUCACCACCAUCCUCAUCCUCUUCUCUGUGUUUACAGUGUGCUGGGCACCUUUCACCGCUUACAGUCUGGUGACCACCUUCAGCGACGGCUUCUACCACAAAGACAGCUUUUUUCAAAUCAGCACGUGGGUCCUGUGGUUGUGCUACCUCAAGUCGGCCCUCAACCCUCUCAUUUACUACUGGCGGAUCAAGAAGUUCCGCGACGCCUGCCUUGAUCUGAUGCCCAAGUACUUCAAGUUUCUUCCUCAGCUGCCGGGCAACACCAAGAGGCGCAUUCAGCCGAGCGCCGUGUACGUGUGCGGAGAGCAUCGCUCUGUGGUAUAAAGGAAAAAUCCACCCUGGAAACACUUCAGCACUGUUACAAACACAUCCUCACAUUCUGUACUUUGCAGUUCUGGGUCUGUUUUGUUGUUUACUUUUCUUAGCUGAUAAAAAAAAACAGCACCGUAUUAGAGGCUGGGGGUUGUGUUGGUGGAGAUGUGUUGCUUCGGGGACCAGCGAGAAAAUUAAACACAGUCCUGAAGUCUGGUCAGAAACAGAGACUUAAUACCUGCGUACUGUCGCUACAAAUAUAAUCAGACAGGGUUUUAACUCUCUGAAAUGGAGCUGGUACUCUUUGAUUUUUUUUCAUCCUUAGAUCCAAUAUCACACUCAAGUUAGAGAGCAGAACAAUACCUGUCCAACGCCUUACUGAGGGAUUACAAAAACAGGAUGUACACUCUGUACAGUCUUCAAAAGUGACAGCUGCACUAGAGCUCUGGUUACCGUCAUUUGGCAGAUGAAUCAAUCUUUAGUUGUAUCACGCCAAAUCACAACAAACGUUAUCUGAAGACACUUUUACAAACAUAGCAGGUCUAGACCAUACUGUAUGUAAAACUAUUAAUGGAGACCCCCAUGAUAGUUAUGAGACAAGUGGUAGUAGUAGUAGUAGUAGCUGUAGCUGCUGGAGUCCAGUUCGUCUGUAUCAGCUGGAGACUGGAACGUCCACAGCAGGAGGCCGUCUACGGCAGCAACUCAGAGGAAAGGUCUGUGGUUAGAAACAGGUGAAAAAAGGAUUCAACCCUCAGAAACUCUGGAAACACGCUGCUAAAAACUCGAAUCUUACUGAGCAUAUUUAUCUCACAAUAUCUCAUUACACUUUAUGUUUUGCACAUUCCCCCUUUAUAACACUUUAACUACACAUCCCCCCCUAUAUUAGUAUUAUUUCAAGAUAUUACAAACCAACAAUGAGGAAAUAAUUGAUUGUUAUGAGAAAAAUGGCGACAAGUGUGAUGAUAUUUAUUCAAAGAAACGUAUCAAAAAGACUCUGCUUGUUGAAUGUGCAGCCAUUUUUACUUCUUACAAUCAAUGAAGUCCUGAUGUUAGGCCUGUAGUAUCUUCAAACUAGAUUUAUGUCUGGACUUAUGUUUAAUGUGAUGAGAUAUUUCGGUGACAAAUUAGACAAAUACACUCGGUAAGAUUUUGGUUUUUUGCAGUGCAGCUAGUUAGCCAUGAUAAUGUUCUGACAUAUUUUACUCUGAUAUUUUGUGGUGCUGUUUGUUCCAAGAAGACGUGAACAGCAGUGAAAAUUUGACAUCAUUUUCUGUUUUUUUCACAGAUUCUCUAAUGGUGCAUAAAUACAUGUUGAGCUUUAAUACCCAGCUUGAGUCUUUGCACAACAAACACAUCACAACAGUGAACUUUGUUUGUUGCAUCUCUUUAAUAAAAAGUAGGAAUACUCUUUCCUCAUUGCAGAGUUUGGUUCAGAGUUUGGCUGACAUGGACUCUUAAGAGGUCAACAGAUCUUAAAGUUAUUAAAGGAAGCUGGACUUAUGUGCUGCAGGAUGUUUCUGGCUUUCUGCCUCCAAUAUGAAGCCUGGUUUAUACUUCUGCGUUGACCCUACACAAUCUGUAGGGUCAAUCUGUCCGUGUCGUGCAGUAACACUGCCGAAACAAUGAAGGGAAGUGUGGUCUCUCUGAUCAGGUUACCUGUUUCCGGCCAAGCGGACCAAUCACAGGGCUUGCGGUCCCCGUCAAUUCGAUGUGUAGUUACAUAUUGGAGAAGACGUAGGCCUCUGAGUAGGUACGGGAGCUACGCAGACCUACGCCCGUAGGCUUCGCCUUCAAUCUAACGCAGAUGCAUAAAUCAGGCUUUUGAAUUGAGCUGUGGUGUGGUUCUUUAUUUUCUACAACAAUCAGGGUAAACAACCAGUGAAGGAUGCUUUAGGAUCAACUCAUGCAGCAGAUGUUUGUUUGGCUAAUUUGUCUCGGUUGUACAUUUUGAUGCAAAUUUUGCACCCGUUUUCGUGUCUUGAUGCCUUAAUGUGCGUUCAGACCAAGCAGCAACCUCUGGUGUUUGAAAGUGAAGUGCAAGAAAACUGCAGUUUGUGGGACACUAAGACAACGCCUGUGUUGUCUACAGACUAAUUAAGACAAAUGGGGAAGUGAGACAACAUGCAGAUGGAAACAGACGUGUCAGUGUUGAGAUUAUCUUCAAGUUUAGUCAGCAUCAGACAUGAUCGAUCCAAACUUCAUUAAAAGAAAGUUUCGGACUCAGAUAUACAACGGUUAACUUGACUUGGAAUAAGUUGAGGCUUGUGUUAAACCAAUGCAACAAAUGAUUUCAAGUAAGAGCAGACAAAAAGCUCCUCGUGGUUCGACUUAAGUUUAGGAGUCUGUGAAGGUUCUUUCAUUCAGCUCAUCGUCUUUAAGUACCUACUGCAGCACUCGCUGUUAAAACUGUCAGAACAAUGAGAGGUUCGUGUGUUUUGGAUUGGUUCGCUUUAAUAACCAAGAGGAGGCUGACCUUCAUCUCCGCCAACAGCAGCUUCAGUAAUAGAGCUGAAUGUUGAAAUGUUGAUUGAUAAUGUAUCGAUACUGACAUUCCUACGUGUGGCAUGUUGGCCAAACACAAACGACAGAGCAGAGUUUGUGUCUAAAUACAGUCAGGUAUUGGCUUCCUUCUUGGUGAACAAUCUUUGCAGACGAACAGAAUAGUUCUUUCUUCCUGUGUCCAGAUAUUUGAAGCAAGAUUUUGAUCUUUAACUCUUGUUUCAACAGACACGGCAGUAAAAAAAAAAAAGGUGUUUGAUUUUCACACCCAGCUGUCCUCAGUAGACUAGAAUGCAGUGCAACAACAAAGCAUUUCCUGCUAAGAACACAACCCUGGAUAAACUCUCUCUUUUGUGCUUUAUCUUACUGUAGCCAUGGCGCUGUCUCCAUCAGCUCAACAAACACACACACACACACACACACAAACUCCUCCUCAGAGUGAUACAAUGUCAUUCUGGGUAAUGAAGGAGAAACCUUAAGGUGAAGUAGUCUACUGAAGGAAACCAUAAAAGAAAAUUAAAACACUUCAUAACUCCUGGAACGUACUGAAUGGCACACAGUGUGUGAGAAUAUAAACGGGUGAAUUUUUCCUUUAACCCUGAGCUGAAGAAGACGGGAGCAGCUGGGUGUUUUGGUUUCAUAGAUUUUGUUUAUGGAGGCAUGUAAAAUAAAGCUUUGAAUGUGGUCCGAAAAGAGGCCACGACACAUUUGGACGUGUGUAUUUCUAUUUAAAUGUUUUUGGAUGUGCCUAUUGAUUAGUCCAUUUGCCAGUCAGAAUGCUGCUAUAUCUGGUGAAAAUGUGCAAUUUCAGUGUACUGUACUGUUGAAUGUAAUAAAGAAAUACACAUUUCUUACCUUGGUAAA